AGUACAGCUCAGAGGAUUACAGGGAGGCGGUGACCUAAUCGCCGUCGCGAGGCGGGGCGAACCGCUGCAACUUUGGAUGAACUUCUGAUUUGAACAAACCGAGAGGCGGUCGGCGGAGUGCUCGGACAGCAAGCGAUACAAAGGUGAAAAGCAGCGGAGGUUUUCUGCUACGAAGCUUUGACAGCCGGUUCACUUUACAGCAGUUCUGUGUCUCGGUCUGUGUGCGCGCCGCCGAAUGACCAGCGAGAGCGUUAUUUUUCAUGUCGAAAAGGUGGAAAUUGAUAAAGGUUUUCUGUACAGCUUUCAGGCUGUGUCAUCUGCACUUCACUGGUGUUGACGAGAUACCGGGAUCAACAUUGCCGAGUUCCAGAUAGAAAGAGUCCCCUGUCACCUGAUUCCUAAGCAGACUGCUUGUAAGAGUCUUCAACAAUAAAAGUUGGCCAUCAACUAAUUUCUCUUCAUCAAGACUCACUACUGUAGAGCACUAAAUGUCCCUUAGCCUCUUGAAUCACUUCACUCAGUGGCCGUUAUGUUGACCCGAAUCUAAUCUCAUUAGCACCCCAUCCUUACCUUUCCCUUCCAUAUCCCCUCCCAACACCAUUUCCCGACUCCGUCAUGACCAGUCUGAAGCGCUCUCAAACAGAGCGCUCAGUUGGGGGCUCGGUGUCGGCUACCGAUGAGUUCUACACUCGUCGUCUGCGACUGCCUAAUGGAGGGGCACCACCACCUCGCAGUGAGAGCGCCCACAUCUCCUCUUCUUCAACCACGGGCACCAACCCUGGCGUCCCAAAGAUGGGGGUUCGGGCUCGCGUAGCUGACUGGCCACCAAGAAAAGAUGGGGGAGGAGGGGGUGUUUGGCACAUCACUGUGGAAACAGACUCACCCAGCUCUACCAACACCACUAGCUCUUCAGGGUCAGGAAGUGGAGAUAGAGAAAGACUUGAAAGAGGGGGAGGCGGUGGUGGAGGUGGUGGUAGUGGUGGGAGUGGAGGAGGGGGGGUGUCAGCCGUCACAGCCCAUAGCAAUCUGUCAGCCAAGCUGGGUCACCUGAUAAGCCCACAGGACUCAUCCAUGCUGCGCAACAUCCACAACACACUAAAGAGCAAGAUGCAAAGCAAGGGGAAGGACAAUCGCUUCCUGUCACCGGAUGGCUAUCUGGGUUCCCCUCGCAAGGGCAUGAGACGCAUCCGCCAACGCAGUAACAGUGAUAUAACUAUCAGUGAGCUCGACGGGGAUGGGAACGAGGGCUGGUCGUUCUCCGGGUGGACACCCAUGCACCGGGAAUAUGGCAGCACUUCAUCUAUAGACAAGCAUGGUGUGUCAGGAGAGAGCUUCUUUGAUAUGCUAAAGGGAUACCACUCCGCUGAGGCCCCGGAUCAGCGAAGCCCAGCUCCAGAAAGGCUAACAGAACUCCUUACUGUUGCUCCCAUAAAACAGGCUGCUCUGGAUCUGCCAGAUGGACCUUUGGGUCCAGCCAGAGGUAGUCCAGCCAGUCGGCUGAAGGAACGAGAGAAGCAUUUGAAGAGAAGGUCAAAGUCAGAAACAGGUGGAGAGUCGAUCUUCCGUAAGCUGCGCAGUGUAAAGGUGGAGGGUGACACAUCAAGGGCUGGCUCGGAUGCUGAAGAUGGUGGGAAAGGGGAUGAGAGUGGACCACCUCCCAAACCUUGGGCGUGCCAAAAGGGAUUUGCCCAUUUUGAUGUUCAGUCUCUACUCUUUGACCUCAAUGAGGCGAUUCAAAGUCGGCAAUCUGGAGCCAAACGCAAAAACACCACUACUGGUGCCUCCGCUGCAGCUGCCGCCUCUGCUUCGGCCUCGUCCUCUCUUUCGUCUAAUCAGAGUGGAGUGUAUGGGUCACCUUGUGGCUCCCAAGAAGAGCUAAGCAAGGAGGGGAUAGGAGGCGGUACCAACCCUGCCUUGGACCCUGGCGAUGAUAAGAGCAAUGAUUUGGUUCUUAGCUGCCCUUGUUUCAGGAAUGAGAUUGGUGGAGAGGGGGAAAGGAACAUUUCUCCUGUUAAACAGCAGGGAAGCAUAGGAAGCGGUGGGAGCUCAAGCAAUUCCUCUGGCAGUACAGAAGAAGGCCCUUUGGAUGCCACCCUUACUACCCAUUUUACCAAUGCAGGUGUGGCUGUGUUGGAGGCUUCCAAGGACGGGCCUAGUCAACAUGCCGACAGGUCCAAACGAUACAUUGUGGAACAUGUUGACCUUGGUGCCUAUUACUACCGAAAGUACUUUUAUCUCAGAGAGCACUGGAAUUACCUGGGGGUAGAUGAGAAUCUGGGCCCUGUGGCGGUGAGUCUGAGAAGGGAGAAGCUGGAGGAACACAAAGACCAUGGACAGCAGUACAACUACAGGGUCAUUUUCAGAACGAGUGAGCUGAAUACUCUGCGGGGUUCCAUCCUGGAAGAUGCUGUACCUUCGACGUCCAAGCAUGGUCUAGGUCGAGGCCUGCCCCUCAAAGAAGUGCUGGAGUACCUCGUGCCUGAGCUCAAUGUUCACUGCUUACGCCUGGCACUCAACACACCCAAGGUCACUGAGCAGCUGAUGAAGCUGGACGAGCAGGGGCUGAGUUUUCAGCGAAAGGUGGGGGUGAUGUACUGCAUGGCGGGUCAGAGUAGCGAGGAGGAGAUGUACAACAACGAAGCGGCUGGGCCUGCACUAGAGGAGUUCCUCCAUCUGCUGGGCGAGAGGGUUCGUCUUAAAGGCUUCACCAAGUAUCGAGCUCAGCUGGACACAAAGACUGACUCAACUGGCACCCACUCGUUGUAUACUACUCACAAGGAUUAUGAGAUCAUGUUCCACGUAUCCACCAUGCUGCCCUACACACCCAACAAUAAGCAACAGUUGCUGCGGAAGCGACAUAUUGGGAACGAUAUCGUCACGAUUGUGUUCCAGGAACCCGGGGCGCUCCCCUUCACUCCUAAAAACAUCCGCUCACACUUUCAGCACGUCUUUGUGAUUGUGCGAGCACAUCACCCUUGCUCCGAAAACACCUCCUACAGUGUGGCCGUCACCCGCUCCAAAGAUGUACCCUCUUUCGGCCCCCCUAUCCCAGAGGGCGUGACGUUCCCCAAGUCAUCGGUGUUCCGGGACUUCCUGCUGGCCAAGGUCAUCAAUGCGGAAAAUGCUGCCCACAAAUCACACAAGUUCCGAGCCAUGGCCACACGAACGCGGCAGGAGUAUCUGCGCGACCUGGCUGAGCGGCACACCACCAACACCCCGAUUGACCCCUCUGGGAAGUUCCCUUUCAUCUCGCUUGCCCACAAAAAGAAAGAGAAGACCCGGCCAUAUGAAGGGGCAGAGCUGCGCAGUCUUGGGGCGGUGACCUGGCCAGUCCAUGCUGAGGAUCAUGGGAGUGGAGGAGAAAUGGAGGCCCUGCUGGCCAUUUCCAAUGACUUUUUAAUCCUGUUGGACCAGGAGGCCAAGGCUGUGGUGUUUAACUGUGCCACUAAGGAUGUGAUUGGCUGGACGCUUAGCAGCCCCGCGUCUUUGAAGAUUUUCUACGAGCGGGGUGAAAGCGUGUCUCUGAGGAGUAUCAGUAAUAAUACAGAAGACUUCAAAGAGGUGGUCAAACGUCUAGAGUUCCUGACUAAAGGCUGUGAGACAUCAGAGAUGACGCUUCGUCGAAAUGGCCUGGGACAGCUCGGCUUCCACGUGAACUAUGAAGGCAUCGUAGCUGAGGUGGAGCCAUACGGCUACGCUUGGCAGGCAGGACUGCGGCAGGGAAGUCGUUUGGUGGAAAUCUGCAAGGUUGCUGUUGCAUCUCUGACCCAUGAGCAGAUGAUUGACCUCUUGCGGACUUCGGUGACAGUGCGCGUUGUUAUCAUCCCGCCACAUGAUGACGCCACUCCACGCAGGGGCUGUUCAGAGCUCUAUCGGGUGCCUGUGUCAGAGUACAAGGGCAGCAGCAGCGACAGCGGUUCCUUUGAGUACAAAUUCCCCUUCCGCAGCAACAAUAACAAGUGGCAGAGGACAUCAAGCAGCCCUCAGCAAUCGCUGACUGCCUCGCCACAGCCCCACACACCCAACCGAGCCAUCAGCCUCGGUAGCUCAGUGGGAAAGACGCUGUCAGCCGAGAGGCUGGAGAGGGGUGGUGUCAUCCCACGGAGCGUUAGCAGCGAUGGACGACCUCUAGACACCAAGAGGAUGUCUCCAGGCAGUGAGAGCUAUAGCCUGGCCUCAUCUUUGGCGCUAGGCCGUUCCCCUCAUAACCGCAGCUCUCCCAGCAACCUGUCCUGUUCCAGCGACGCCUCUGGGAGCUCUGUUCACUGGAGACAGAAGUCCAUGCCUGAGCAAUUUGCAAGCAAUCGCCACUCUCCUAUGUCUGGGGAGAGACGAGAGGUGGCUGGAGAGAGCGGGUCAGGUGGAAAGUCCUCUUCCAGUUGGUCUAGGAUGGAUGAAGGGGGAGGAGCCGAACGCGGGUCAACAGAGGCGCCAGUCUCGAAGUCUGGUCAAGGAUACUCGGGAGCUCCUCGUAUCCAGAGGCAAGAGCAAGUCAUCCACCUGUCCCCGAAGAAGGGCAGCCAGUCGGAUGGCCCUUACUCUGGUCACUCCAGUAGUAACACACUAUCCAGCACUACGUCCAGUGGGGGCCACAGCGACAGCGACAAAUGGUAUGAUAUGGGGACUGGUGGGGGCUCCAGUGGUGACCAGGGUGACCCAGAACCCAAUGGCCUGGGAGGAGGUGGUUACCUCCAGGGCGCCUCGGCCGACAGCGGCAUCGACAGCGGCUCUUUUGGAGCCUCUCACCACCCCCACCCCCACUCUCACCACGGCAGCACCACCUCGCUGCUGGCUCCCAGUGGAGGCAGAGACAGCAGGGAGAGGUCAGCGUCCCCAUGGCACAGUCCAACCGAGGGAGGCCGCAGGAUGCUCGAGAGGUCGCCUGCUGCUGCAGAGUCCCCUGGCCCUCCAGGAGAGAGAAGCAUGGAUGGAACAGGUCGAAGUCCACCUACUCACCUCCUUGUUAGAGACAGCAGCACCUACAGCCUGAGUGACACUGGAUCUCACUCAAGUGCUCGCCACUCGGGCCACAGCUCUCCCAGAGAGGAGUCGUCCUCUUCGGCAACCUCCCCUUCAUCUCAGUCCUCAGUGUCCCCUGGGCCCAAGAGCUUCUACCCGCGCCAAGGAGCUCAGUCCAAGUACCUGAUUGGUUGGAGGAAGCCCGGCUCCACCAUCAAUUCUGUCGACUUUGGAGACACGCGCAACCAGAAGUCGCCGCCAGAGCAGCCUCUCAGCCGCCGUCGCUCGCUCCAUCGCACUCUAUCAGAUGAGAGCAUUUAUCGUGGCCAGCGCCUUCCCUCGUUGAGCGACACCAUUCCUGAACCGGCUCUCGGCGCUGACGUUCUCUUCAGCUGCUCCACCCUUCCACGUUCGCCCACCACUCGUGGCGUGCCCCUUAGACGGCCUUCCUAUAAGCUGGGAGUCAAACUGCACGGUGACCUUUCGGCAUCUGACACAUCAUUGGUGGAUUUGGUGGAGCGUCAUCGUGGACCUCUCCCUCAGGAGCUCAUGCCCCUCCCCUCUUCAGACAGAGACAGUCCCCUCGAAUGGACACACCUGGUGGACGUGGCCAAUACCUUUGAGAAUGAGCGAAACACACAUUAUGUCCAGAGAAGUUUUGUUUUUGGUGACUCAAACCACCGGAGCGGCGGCGCCUCCAGUCCACAGCAGUCUCACAUAGAGCUGAAGCCUGUUCCACUGUCACGGCCCUCGUCUAGUGAGGGACAUAUAGGGCUGGAGAGGAAAGUGACUAAGCUGGAGGCCAUGGUGAAGAUGCUUCAGGAGGACCUGAAGAAGGAGCGGGAAGAAAAGGUGAGGCUUCAGGCUCAGAUCAAGAGACUCUGGGAGGACAACCAGAGACUGCAGGAGGAGUCCCAGACCUCUGCUGCCAAGCUCAAGAAGUUCACCGAGUGGGUCUUCAACACCAUCGACAUGAACUGACUCCCACCUCCACAUUUUAACCUACACACAUGCACACAAAUGCAAACAUGAGCGCACACACACGCACACACACUCUGGAUAAAGAGGCAGAGGAGGAUCGACACUCACGAGGAAACAGGAGAUUGUUGUUGUUGGACUUGAAUUAUCCUGAUGCUGAAUCCGUCAACCAUCUUCCAUUGGCUUCAGCCAUCAGUGGGUAAUGCCGUCGACCAGUCUCGGUCUCUCCUCGCAGACCCUCUGUUAAACUUAGGAAGAUGACACUCAAGAAAAUGGGUGUCAUUCUCACCUAUGAGAGCUGUUGAAUUUGUCUUUCUCUCGUGUGACAAAAUCUCUUUUCGUAAAUUGCCGACAAGGAGAAAGCACUUCACACCCUCCACCUUCUAAAGAAGUCAACUUUGCCUCUUGCGGUUGUUCCAGCGGUGCACGCAAAGAAGCUCCGCCUCCUAUCUGUAGAUUUUGUUCCACGUGGACGUGCUUCUCUUUUUAGAACAUUUAUUCUUGUUUUUUUUUUUUUAAUAUUUUUUCCCAGCAAGUCUUUUUAAAUGAUGCCCAGCUGCUCUAAAAGGGGACUCGAGUCCUUUAUGCCAAAUCUCAGCUGCCACAGGAUGGGUGGGGUGGGGUUAUAGAGACACCAAGGUGAUUUGAAUGAAAGUCUCUUAAAAAUGGUCCCGCAAAGUCAAGACGGGUCCAGCUACUGGAACACAAAUGACCGCAUGCAAACACACAUACAGAAACGAUCAAUAUGAAACCACAAGAGCAGAGGACACAUGAGAGGUUUUCACUUCGUUCACACUUGCCUGCCCUCCCCUCGAAGGCUGAAACCACCGGACGGUCGCUCUGGCUGUUCGACCGCAGCCACCCACACGGAAACAGGUCACUCUGCUUCAGCACAGGAGGGAUUUGUACAGUUUCUCUUUUUCUUUCUCUCUCUCGAUCUCACUUUCUCUCUUCUGUGUCAGUCAAAUCUGGAUUACAACAUCCUUUCUGUCUUCACAGCACAAACCUGACAGAGGGGGAUAUUUAAAAGCCAUCGGCAAGCGAUGCCACUUAAAAAAAAAAACAACAACAACAACAAAAAAACAAAAAAUACAAAAAAAACCCAGGACUGAUCCGUAGUGCUUUGGUCCCUCCCAAUUAUAUGUGUCUUAAAAGCAAUAGGAAGAAGUCAGGACUGUCUUAAGAGACGCCUCAAGUGGGAAAAGAUGAUUUGGAGCUUACAAGGCUGCCGAUUUGUGCUGCACAAGAGCCUUUAUCCUUUCCCACUGAACUGUGAGGGGGGAAAAGGAAAGUGAGAACUCUAAACAUCAUCCCACUGUCUGCAGAGACAGCUGCUGAUUAAAAGUGACAGAGACAUUAAUGAGAUGGAAAAGUUGGAAUGUUGUUUUUUCCUCCCCCAGGUUUAUUUAUUUCCUUGUAUUAUAAUCCAAUAAAUACGUUGUUCUAUUCGUAUAGUACAACUGACAUCA
Messenger RNA from Neolamprologus brichardi, 7406 nucleotides. The record is from RefSeq and is a predicted model, not a curated record. NCBI's taxonomy places the organism in Eukaryota, Metazoa, Chordata, Actinopteri, Cichliformes, Cichlidae.